Ambispora gerdemannii is the source of this 1938-nucleotide messenger RNA. The record is from the annotation of a GenBank genome assembly. Lineage: Eukaryota; Fungi; Glomeromycota; Glomeromycetes; Archaeosporales; Ambisporaceae.
AUGGCUUCUUUGAAAAAAAGUCAAAUUUCGGAAAAAUCAAAAGAAUCAAAACAAUCUAAAAUACCUAUUAAGCGCACAAUAGAUUUUGAUGAUAAUAAUACCUUGCAUCAAAAAAUUGAAAAGCUUGGAAGUAACAAAAAACUUAAACAUGAAAAAGAUGAUCAAACGAAAUUAAUACAAAUCGCGACAAAUUUGAAAUCUUUUCGUAAAGAACUUCCUAUUUGGAAAGAACGUAAUCUGAUAAUUGAUAGCAUUCGAAACAAUGAUACAAUUGUGAUCAUUGGUGAAAUGGGAAGUGGGAAAAGCACGCAAAUUCCACAAUUUCUGAUGGAAAUUGGCAUGGCAUCAAAAGGUUGUUGUAUUGCCAUAACUCAACCUAGAAGAGUUGCCGCAAUGAGUUUAGCAAAGCGCGUUGCUCAAGAAGUCGGAACAACAAUUGGUCACAAAGUAGGAUAUUCUGUGAGAUUCGACGAUGCCACGUCUCGAUCCACACUUAUAAAGUAUUUGACUGAUGGAAUGCUAUUACGCGAAUUACUCAUGGAUCCUUUGCUGAAAAAUUAUUCUGUCGUGAUCCUUGAUGAAGCACAUGAACGAACGGUUCGUACUGAUAUACUUUUUGGAAUGGUGAAAAGAGCACAGGCGAUUAGGAGUAAAAUGAUCGAUGAUAGCCAAAAAGGAGUGUCAUUAUUGAAAAUUAUAAUCAUGAGUGCAACAUUAGACGCGAAGAAAUUUGCGAACUAUUUUAAUACAUCCACUAUAUUAUCCAUACCUGGUCGUCAAUUCCCUGUCACCGUGCAUAAUACCCUUGAGCCUCAAGAUGAUUAUUUAGAUGCUGCACUAAUAACAACAUUUCAAAUUCACACGGAACAACCUCCGGGUGAUAUAUUAAUUUUCUUGCCUGGACAAGAAGAUAUAGAAACACUCGAAAAGUUAAUAAAUGAUUAUGGUACUACACUACCACCUGAUAAAUUAAAGCAGCAGACCAAAGUAUUUGAUCCUGCACCUCCUGGCUCCCGGAAAGUUAUAUUAGCUACGAAUAUUGCAGAAACUUCAAUUACUAUCCGUGGAGCGGCUGGAUUUUGUUACCGUUUGUAUACCGAAGAAGAAUUUCAAAAGAUGGAAGAAGAUACAGUUCCAGAAAUCAAGCGAUGCAAUCUUGCAUCAGUUAUUUUAUUGCUAAAGGCAUUAGGAAUUGAUAAUGUGCUUGAUUUUGAGUAUCUUGAUUCUCCACCAAGAAAUUCAUUAACAAGAGCAUUAGAACAGCUAUACCUUCUGAAGGCACUUGAUAAUAAAGGCAUAAUAACAGAUCUUGGUAGAAGAAUGGCUGAAUUUCCUCUUGAGCCUGCUUUCGCAAGAGUUUUAUUGGCGUCAAAGGAACUGGCUUGUACACGAGAGGCAAUUUCCAUUAUUUCACUUCUUUCUGUUGACUCAAUUUUCUUCACGCCACAAGAUAAACGUGAUCAAGCUACCGAAACCAAGAAAAAGUUCGCAUCACCACUCGGUGAUUUGAUUACCUUGUUAAAUGUGUUGCAUGGGUAUCAAGAUCAAAAUGGGAAUGCACAAUGGUGUCGACAAAACUUUAUAAAUAAGCGUAAUAUGAAAAUUGUAUUGGAUGUACAAAAUCAACUCAUACCCUUAUGUAAUCGAAUUGGUAUCUCGAAUACAGUUUCUUGUGGAAUCGACUAUGAUCGAUUAAUAAGAUGUCUUUUAAACGGAUUCAUUCGUAAUACAGCAAUGUUACAGCCUAACAACACGUAUAAAACGAUUUGUGUAAGCAUACACCCAUCCUCAGUGAUGUGUAAUAAAAAAGUUGAAGCUGUCAUGUAUACUGAAUUGGUGUUAACGUCUAGACCUUAUAUGAAAUAUGUGACGUUAGUUCAAACUAAUUGGUUACAAGAAAUGAUGUCUUCAUCGUAUUCUUCUAAUUUAGAAACUUAA